AUGGUUGGCUUUGAUAUGCGUGGAUUGACCCCGGCACCGGUCACUCCCUUCACCCCAGACGGCGCUGUCGACUAUGAUGCUAUCCAGCGCCUUGGCUCCUGGCUCGGUAGCAUUGAUGGUGUCAAAGGCCUUGUUGUUUUAGGUCACGCCGGUGAGGGUACUUUUCUCACGCAAGAUGAGCAAGUUUCCGUCAUCAAGGCUUUUGUCAAGUCGGUUGACAACAAAAUUCCGAUCAUUGCGGGAAUCACGGGUGAAGGGACAGAGGUCGCCGCCUUGGAGGCAAAGCGAGCCAAAGAAUCCGGGGCAGCUGCUGGACUGCUUUAUCCGUCUCAUGGCUGGUUGCGCUUUGGAUACCAACCUGGAGCGCCUCAGGAUCGUUACCGACGCGUCUAUGAAGUGUCUGGACUUCCCCUAAUCUUAUUCCAGUACCCCGACAACACAAAGGCCACCUAUAGCCUACAAACCAUGCUUGAGAUAUCGGCUCAGCCUGGCUGCUUCGCGAUGAAAAAUGGCGUUCGUAACAUGCGCCGAUGGGACACCGAAAUCCCGGUUAUUCGUGCUCAACGCCCCGAUCUUCAAAUCCUCUCUUGUCACGAUGAGUAUCUGUUGCAUACCUCUUUUGAUGUCGAUGGCUUCUUGGUUGGUUACGGAAACAUUGCGCCUGAGCCUUUGAUUGACCUCAUCAAGGCUGGCAAGGCGAAGGACUACAAGAAAGCUCGAGAGAUUCAUGACCGACUCCUCCCCGUCACCAAAAGUGUCUAUCACCGAGGGUCGCAUAUGGAGGGAACUGUCGCUCUGAAGCAUGCACUCGUUGCCAGAGGAAUUCUGACUCAUGCUACUGUCCGCUCUCCUCUGCUCCCAUUGGAAAACGGGGCCGAAGAUGAGAUCCAUGCAGCGAUCCAGUCUGCUUCACUCAGCAAGGUUUUCUAG
Molecule: messenger RNA, 930 nt
Organism: Penicillium waksmanii
Lineage: Eukaryota; Fungi; Ascomycota; Eurotiomycetes; Eurotiales; Aspergillaceae
Product: dihydrodipicolinate synthase family protein
Exons: 1
Coding region: 1-930 (309 amino acids)
Molecular function (GO): 4-hydroxy-tetrahydrodipicolinate synthase activity
Source: RefSeq, a predicted model, not a curated record